This is a messenger RNA of Aspergillus oryzae RIB40, 939 nucleotides long. RefSeq names its product putative catechol dioxygenase. Gene Ontology annotation, biological process: catechol-containing compound metabolic process. Gene Ontology annotation, molecular function: ferric iron binding; catechol 1,2-dioxygenase activity. The coding region runs from base 1 to 939 and encodes 312 amino acids. The record is from RefSeq and is a predicted model, not a curated record. The transcript has 2 exons. Lineage: Eukaryota; Fungi; Ascomycota; Eurotiomycetes; Eurotiales; Aspergillaceae.
AUGCCUUCCAACCGCCAGUUCGACCCCAACUUCACUCCCUAUGUGAUCAACUCCAUGGGACCCAAGACCCCCGAGCGCACUCGUGUGCUCCUGGGCGCUCUCAUCAAGCACAUCCACGAUUUCGCCCGCGAGGUCGAGCUCACCCCCGCCGAAUGGAUGCUUGGUGUCGAGUUCAUCAACUCCAUCGGCAAGAUCAGCACUCCCAUCCGGAACGAGUGCCACCGUAUCUGCGACGUGAUCGGUCUGGAAUCCCUUGUCGAUGAGAUCGCCAACAAGAUCGUCACCGAAGACGGUGUCUCCCCCACCUCCAACGUCAUCCUCGGUCCCUUCUGGUCCCCCAACGCUCCCUUCCGCGAGCUCGGCGACAGCAUCAUCCAGGACCCCAACCCUAACGGCAAGGUCACCUACAUGCACGGUGUCCUCAGGGACAUGGAGACCGGCAAGCCCAUCGAGGGCGCCGUCCUCGACAUCUGGCAAGCUUCCGCCAACGGCCAGUACGACUUCCAGGACCCCAACCAGACCGAGAACAACCUGCGCGGCAAGUUCCGCUCCAACGAGAAGGGCGAGUUCUGGUGGUACUGCUACCACCCCACCCCUUACUCCCUGCCCACCGACGGCCCCGCCGGUGUGCUCCUCAACCUCAUGGACCGCUCCCCCAUGCGUCCCGCUCACAUCCAUCUCAUGAUCACCCACCCCGACUACGCCACCGUUAUCAACCAGAUCUACCCCAGCGACGACCCUCAUCUGGACAUCGACUCCGUCUUCGCCGUCAAGGACGACCUUGUUGUGGACUUCAAGCCCAAGACUGAUGACCCCAAGGCCAGCCUCGACCUCGAGUACAACGUCAAGCUGGCCCUCAAGAAGCACCACCCCAACCCCAACUCCGCUCCCCCUGUGUCCUCCUUCGAGCGCUUCAACAAGGGCCAGAACAAGCUGUAA